GCUCUCCGCUGACAGGGGCAGGCGAGCGGGAAAGAGGGCGCCGGCCGUGCCUGGCCCCAGCGCUUCUACCCUCGCCUUCCUCGGGCCGCCCGGCUCGGCUCCUCGCGCCUCGCCAUGUCGGACACGCGCGGCGCCAGUGACACCCGUCCCGACGACACCGGCGUCGAGAAACAGGACACGCAGGAGAAGGAAACGGGCAUCCCUGAGAGAGAAGAGGAGGCCAAAUUAAAAGCCAAAUAUCCCAACAUAGGACUUCAGAAGCCGGGCGGAUCUGACUUCUUAAUGAAGAGGCUGCAGAAAGGGCAAAAGUACUUCGACUCUGGAGAUUACAACAUGGCCAAAGCCAAAAUCAAGAACAAGCAGCUGCCAACGGCGGGUACCGACAAUAACCUGGUGACCGGCGACCACAUCCCCACCCCCCAGGAUCUGCCCCAGAGGAAAUCGUCCCUCGUCACCAGCAAGCUGGCAGGGUAAACCUGCUCUCCUGAAGGGAUCUUUCUCUCUCUCCCCGCCCCCC
This is a messenger RNA of Thamnophis sirtalis, 517 nucleotides long. RefSeq names its product endosulfine alpha (gene ENSA). NCBI's taxonomy places the organism in Eukaryota, Metazoa, Chordata, Lepidosauria, Squamata, Natricidae. The record is from RefSeq and is a predicted model, not a curated record. Gene Ontology annotation, cellular component: cytoplasm. Gene Ontology annotation, molecular function: protein phosphatase inhibitor activity.